This is a messenger RNA of Puntigrus tetrazona (Sumatra barb), 7233 nucleotides long. RefSeq names its product histamine H3 receptor. Lineage: Eukaryota; Metazoa; Chordata; Actinopteri; Cypriniformes; Cyprinidae. Gene Ontology annotation, molecular function: histamine receptor activity. The transcript has 3 exons. Bases 100 to 1254 code for a protein of 384 amino acids. Gene Ontology annotation, cellular component: membrane. The record is from RefSeq and is a predicted model, not a curated record. Gene Ontology annotation, biological process: adenylate cyclase-activating adrenergic receptor signaling pathway.
AGAGGGGCGUCGACUGCGCGCGCACGCGACACAUUCACCAGACCCAUUCAUCCGAGCCUUCCAGAGACAGAUGAAAAAGAGCAGCUCCAGGUGAAGACGAUGCGUAACCACCCCAACAUGAGCCGUGAACCCACGGUGGGUAACUGGACCGCCGUGAGGACGGACGCGGGGUUCGAGGGUCCGGCGCUCGCGCUGCUCACGGUCAUGAUGGUCGUCCUGAUCGCCGUGAUCGUGUGCGGAAACGCGCUGGUCAUCGUCGCCUUCAAGAUGGACAAGAGUUUGCGCAAACAGAGCAAUUAUUUCCUGCUAAACCUGGCCAUCUCAGACUUUCUCGUGGGUGCCUUCUGCAUACCCGUGUAUAUGCCCUACAUCUUGACGGGGAAAUGGAUGCUGGGUAAAGGACUUUGCAAGCUGUGGCUGGUCGUGGAUUAUCUUCUCUGCACUGCGUCUGUCUUCAACAUCGUACUUAUCAGCUACGACCGCUAUCUCUCCGUUACACAAGCGGUGUCGUACCGUGCCAAACAAGGAAUGACCCACUUUGCUGUGGUAAAGAUAGCAGCGGUUUGGAUUCUGGCCUUCCUCCUCUAUGGACCAGCCAUCUUAUUCUGGGAGCAGUUGACAGGCAAGAGCCGCGUGCCAGACGACGAGUGCUUCGCCGAGUUCUACUACACCUGGUACUUCCUGCUUUCCGCUUCAGUGGUCGAGUUUUUCUCACCAUUUUUAUCCGUGGCGUUCUUUAACAUCAGCAUAUACCUCAGCAUCCGUCAGAGGAGACUCGGCAGCAAGAAAGAAUCCUGUUCUCCAAAGUGCCAGGAUGCUACAAAUGUUUAUGGGGAGAAAGCGGGCAUGAGCGUCCGAAUCUGCUGGAACUCGAUGACGCUCAAGAAGAAAAGCGCGGCAGAUGGCGAGAAGCGCUCCGAGAACGACGGUCUGUCGAUGCGGUGCGUUCAGCGCUCACGUCUGAGGCAGGACAAGAAGAUCGCGAAGUCUCUGGCCAUAAUCGUGUGUGUUUUCGCGGUGUGCUGGGCACCGUACACUCUGUUGAUGAUCGUGCGAGCGGCAUGCAGAGGCGACUGCGUGUCGCAUCACUGGUAUGAGGUGACGUUCUGGCUGCUGUGGCUGAACUCAGCGAUCAACCCGUUCCUUUACCCACUGUGCCACAGCAGCUUCCGAAGGGCCUUCUUCAAGAUCCUGUGCCCACGACAGAGGUCCAACAUACCUCUAACAGCCCAUUCAUCCAGCACACAUAGAUAGUCUGAGUGAUCAGACAUGUGCUGAAACGGCAUGUACAAAGAGGAUUUAAGUGCCUAUGUGUGGAAAGGAAUGUUCAAGGUUCAAUACAAGUCUGUCGACUGCAUUUGUGGCAUAAGCGGUGUUUACACAGCUCCAGUUUUAAUUUAAAAUGCAUUUUCGUUGUUCGCUUACAGAAAAUGCAAACUUAUGAAAACAUGUGCAUGUUCUGUCUGUCUAAAGGCCAGGACAUGACAACUCCAAAGGACUAGGGUCAACCAAUAGUGUUUCUAGGGAUUCUGAGGAUUCCCAUUGCAACGAAUUUGCUUUGUGGUUUCUUCAAAUUUAUAUUUAGUGGAUGGAGAGAGAUAGCGAUAGUGACAGCCUCUGGGUCCCGUGCACUUUGUCCCCCGUUUUCCUGCCAGUUUCUAAUGUGAUGAGAAAAGCCAGAAAAGAGAGUUUGGCGAAAGAACCCUAAUCAAAUCGAAUGCACAUAACCCUGUACAUUACUCUUGAAAUGACUCAUUUUAUCUUGAAACAUAACUGUAUUUUUCGAAAGUUAAUCUCAACAUUGUUUCUAAAUUUUGAGUUAAAUCUUGCAUAAUAACUUUAAUCUCUGGAUGAUUUUAUUAUUUAUUAUUAUUAUUGCUUGGCUGCUUUCGUAGUCCAGGCCUUAAACUACAAAAAGGUGAAUUUGUGAAAACCAUGUCAUGCGCACUACAUGUUCAGUUUAUAGAAAUGCCUAUACAGUAGGUACAGAAAGUAUUCAGACCCCCUUAAAAUUCUUUGUUAUAUUGCUGAAAUAUCACAUGGUCCUAAGUAUUCAGACUCUUUGCACAGUGUUUAGCAGAAGCACCCUUUUGAUCUAAUACCGCCAUGAAUCUUUUUGGUAAAGAAGCAAUGAGUUUUUCACACCUGGAUUUAGAGAUCCUCUGCCAUUCCUCCUCUCCAGUUCUGUCAGGUUGGAUGGUAAACGUUGGUAGAACGUUGGCCAUUCAAGAACAGUCACAGAGUUGUUGUGAAGCCACUUCUUAGAGUCAUUGUCUUGUUGGAAGCCAGUCUGAGGUCCUAAGCACUCUGAAGACGGUUUUCGUUCAGGACAUCACUGUACUUGGCCACAUUCAUCUUUCCCUCGAUUGCAACCAGUCAUCCUGUCCCAGAAAUUUUUUUGUAACUUUGGCCAAAUCUGUGCCUUGCCACAGUGCUGUCUCUGAGCUCUUCGUACAGUUCCUUUGACCUCAUGAUUCUCAUUUGCUCUGUCAUGGACUGUGAGCUGCAAGGUCUUAUAUAGACAGGUGUGUGGCUUUCCUAAUCAAGUCCAAUCAGUGUAAUCAAACACAGCUGGACUCAAAUGAAGGUGUAGAACCAUCUCAAGCACCUGAGUUUAAUAUAUGAGUGUCACAACAAAGUGUCUGAAUACGUGUGAUAUUAAAAUUUUUCUUUUUAAAUAAAAAUGUUAACAAUUCUGUGUUUUUUUUUGUCAAUAUGGGGUGCUGUGUGUACAUUAAUGAGGAAAAAAGAAUGAACUUAAAUGAUUUUAGCAAAAGGCUGCAAUAUAACAAAGAGUGAAAAAUGUAAGGGGGUCUGAAUACUUUCUGUACCCACUGUAUGUGUUUCAUAGGUGUUUCUUCACAAAGUGACACUGCCAACUACUGAAAUGGCAUGCGUAAUGCAAUGUUUUUAUUUGUUCUCGCAGAUCCUUGUAAAUUACAUUAUUAUCUGUACAUGAAGCAUUUUAAAAACAAAACAAAAAAAAAAAAAUCCCAUUUUUUAGUACAAUUGUUGCAAUGUAAACCUAUCACAUACCCUAAGAAAAAAUUCUAAUAGGUUAAAACAACUGUCAGUAGUUACUAAUGAUACACAGUAAAACAUUUGCAAUGACAAGGACAACUAUUUUUGCUGACGCUGCUGCAUAUGCGCUGAACUCAGGAAACUUGUAUACAAUCUUUCAUAUUUUGACACUGACACUGUAUGACUUAGUAAAUCUUAAAACUUCGUCACAUAUACCUUAGACUACAAAGAAGUUAUGGAUGGUGUCAGCAUGCUAACUAAUUAUGCACAUGGUGAUUGGCUGAUAGGGGUCUCUGUCAGAGAUUUAUUCACAGAAAUAUUACAGCACAAUAUUAUGUUGCCAUAUUCAAACAUAGAUUUAACAAUAAAAACGAGGAUAUAAUCAAAAGGAAGAUUUGGAGUUGUUCACAAUGUUCACAUUAUCGUGAAAUGUUUCUCACCGAUAUGAGCUACUGUUAGCCCUAAGAUGUUUUGUGAAUGUGGACCCCAGUCUUUAACAGUGUUCUUAAAAUGUUGCCAAAAAAAAAUUUCCAGGUUACGUAUGUAACCAUAGUUCCCAGAGGGAAUGAGACGCUGCAUCGGAAACGCUAUGGGAACGCCUUCAGCAUGACCACUCUCUGAAUCACAUGUGUAAUCAGGACAAUGGAUGGGCGAGAAAUGGGAACGAGACGCCCACGCCACCAGAUUUACAAAUCAAUGCCUAGUGUGGAAGAGCACAGCUAGAGUGAGAGGAAGAAAUGGCGGCCAUAUUGACUAAAGUAGGCGGGGCCCGCAUCCCAAAGGCCAGCUUUUGGAAGAAGAAGAGUGGAGAUCAGAGGACUCUAGGCCCCGACCAGUACACUCUCUUCAGAACACGUCUAACCCUAACUAUAGCAUCCAGCCCCAGUGGAUCUAGAUGAGUCAGAGAGAACUGUGGACAAUGUCUCUUGAGUCGCAAACAAGUCUACCUGAGCCUGGCCUAAAACUCUCCAUAUCUGCUUCACUAACAAGGGGCCAACUCUCAAGUCCAAAAACCAAGUUUCUUCCACGUGUCUAACGCACAAAAGCAUCCCAUGCGAAGCAGAUUUCUCCUCAGGGAAAACCCUUUUGUCUUGAGCCCCCACCGUAUGGGUGUCAUGUACAGCAGGCCAAAAGGAAUCACGUUGGAUUAGACCCAAAUGUUUCUGAAACUGAUUGACAGUGACAACAUUCUUUGGACCUUCUUUGGACCGACUACCGGCUGUAGAACCCGCACUCUCUUUUGUGAAGAGGAACCACCUCGAUGGCUUCCAUUCUCAAGAGAGUGUCUACUUCUUGCGGCGGAGUGAAUAUCUUAGUUUUGUUCUACAAUGAUUGUCCACUGAGGGGAAGAGCUGAUUCCCCCGAGCUGGCACCCUGCCUCGUCAGAAACUGACUCUGCGUGCUGUGCUCUCGAGCAGACAACACACAAACUGUGUGUAUCCCCACCAGUAAUGUAGCGCGGAAAGGGGAGAACACAGAUGCUGAAAAACUAAGGUGCUGCCCACCCUAUGCUCGUCUACACUUGUACUAUGACCAUAAAGAGAGAUAAUGGACAGACAACACCAAAUAAGACUGACGCACACAGGGCACUUGCUGAAUGACAGAAAGCCGAUGCUGGUUCCACCGCACAUGCUUUUAUGCAUCCUGGUCUCUACAUGACCACUGGACCGAUUGAACAUGUGAGUCAGAGUUUGGUCACAGCACGAGUUCCUGAAGGGCAACAUUAUUUAUAGAGCAGCCAUGAAGGUUUUCCUAAAACAGUUUUUAGCUGUUUAUCUAACUUUAAUACUGCUUUCAGAUACUUAGAGGACAUUCGAAACAGAUAAUGGUCACAAAAAAAUGGAACGCUCCUUUUCGCUGACAUUCCCAUUGUCAACCAAGAAAUGUCUUCUAGAUAUUUAAAGAUCUGGACAUUUUCAGUGUUCAGAGAAAAAGGUCCUGAAAAUUAAAACCUGAACAGAAAUGGUAACGGACAUUAUACCUGCUGACUAUACAGCUUAUACUGUAUUGAACUGAGAACAUUCCUUUAAUGACGAUCAACAGAGGAUAAACGAUGAUUCAUGUUGAUAAACACAAUUACUGAUGGUUAUUGGUUACAUAGACCAGAGAUGACUGCAGCAUGUGGUUAGCUGUAGCUGUGCUAAUUUCCUGGGGCAAGCUGAAACCGUGUCUACUUGUAUGUAUAGUUUUUGUUCUGGUGCCAAGAAUUUAUACUUAAAUAAGCACUAAUGCUUUUAGUAUUUUAAUUAUGGCAGUUAUAUGUUAUAACUUCAAGUAGAGUUUGCAUUGCGUUCAUGAUAAGCUCACAUUAUACCUCAAAUUAUAUUUGUAUGUCUGUAUUUUUCUCUUGUUUCCCUCAGUGAAAAACCGCUUUAAAGAUAAAUGCGCAAUGAUUUUAUUUUGCAACACAUUCUUAUCAGAAAAGCGUGCCUGCGUGUGGCCACAUUUUUUGCAAAAUGAUAUUAUGCUGCUUCUUGCACAAAGUGAAAUGUGCAGUGAAUGAAGCUAAAAGCUAAUUACAUUUUCUAAAGAAUAGAUAAAGGUUUCAUUUUGUUGGUUGUUGUAUAAUGGCGGUUCGGAAAUUAAAUGUCAGGUGAGUAGUGCUAAAACUUUAAUGCUCUCAAGUUUGGAAAUAACGUACAAUCUAAACUAAUAAUCUUAACAAAAAAUUAAUGUGUGAUACAAGCUCAUAUGCUUAAGCAAUCUUUUCUUGUGACUUGUGCUUAUGCUUUAUUCAAGUGCGAGGCUACCAGGUGCGCUACAGAGCAAGUUUACUUAAUUAGACGUAGAAGCCAAGCUGGUUAUGUGACGUAAACAUAAAUAUGUAUUCUUUUAUAAAUCAUGAUUCCUGAACUAUGUUAAAAGUGUUUUAACCAGAUGUGUUUUGUUAACAGACAGUCUUGUAGUGUGUUAAUUCAGCAUUGCAGAUACAGAUAUACAUACAUGCAUAUAACUUGUGUUACAGACGCAUAGUAAAGUUAUGUGAAAACCAACUAUCACAGUUCAGGAAAAGGAAUACAGUUUGAUGGUUUAUUGCCCCUGGUGUUCAUUUCAACCAAGAACUGCAAUUAAUUAUACUGUAUGUGUGUUUAUUGGAGUUUUGCAAAAACACGAUUUUCGAGUGAUUUUCCUAGGUUGUGUUUCUUAUCAUAUAGACAGAUCUGUGCUAUAGACUGAAACAACAUGAGGUAUAACUUAAGUUAGAUACAGUCUUGAAUUUUUAUGCCAAGUAGAACGUGUUUGAUACAGCUUUAAGUGGCCUAUAAGACCAUAAUCGAGGGCAUGUAUAUUAGGCAUAAUGCCUUACAUGCCUAUAAGGCAUAAUCGAGCUGUGCUCUUUAAUAAAAAGCUCACUGAUUUAAUCAUUUUGAUUCAUAUGUGAUGAUGUCUGAGUGGGUGAGUUGUUUGCUUUGUAAUUAGUCCAAUUAGUCCAUUUUCUGCAGUACGACCCACUCAGGCUUUGUGCAAUGAUUGCGAGUGUAAGAAGGGGCGAGAUCACAAUGAAAAGGUGAUAAGCCAAUCACAGAGUGAUCGAGGCAUCCUCCUGUCAUGUGACUUUCACCUGUAUAUAAAUGUAUAUAAACGCUAACAAACGUCUUCCAUCAUGUGCAAUACAUAAACACCUCAAAAAUAUGUUUUAGUAUUUUCUGGAAGGAAUAGUUCAUCCAAAGCUAUAUAUUAGCAUUUUUUUACCUUAUUUGUGUAUUAUAAGCAAAUGCAUUUACGUUACACUUUAUGAGCUCUCUGUGUAAUAUGUGACCCUGGAGCACAAAAGCAUGCAGUCAUAAAAAGCUCAGAUGUAUCUGUAGCAACAGCCAACAAUAAUAAAACUCAUUUUUAAUUAGUUAUAGGCCUAUGCAUUGCUAAGGACCUCAUUUCAACAACCUUAAAUGCGUUUUUUGCACCCUCAGAUUCUAGAUGUUCGAAUAGUCAGCCAAAUAUGGUUCUACCCUACCAAACUAUAAAUCAAUGAAAACUUUUCAUCUUUCAGAUGAUGCAUAAAUGCAUAAAAACGACCCUUGCGAUUGCAUUUAUGCUCCAGCGUCACAUCUGGGGUUUUCUUUCUCUGUGCCAAACUAAUUAUUUAAUAUAUGAUUUAAUUUAUAAUUAUAGCUAUUGUUCUGCUAAGCUUCUGCUUCUGAAAUGAACACAUCGUUUAGAUUUUGAUGAAUUAAGAUGUAAUUGUACACAGUACCAGUCAAAUAUUGGAAG